Messenger RNA from Uranotaenia lowii, 1886 nucleotides. RefSeq names its product trypsin-1-like. NCBI's taxonomy places the organism in Eukaryota, Metazoa, Arthropoda, Insecta, Diptera, Culicidae. Gene Ontology annotation, biological process: proteolysis. The coding region runs from base 747 to 1427 and encodes 226 amino acids. The transcript has a single exon. The record is from RefSeq and is a predicted model, not a curated record. Gene Ontology annotation, molecular function: serine-type endopeptidase activity.
UAGAGCGUUAUGCCAUCCCAAAUAUUUUAAAAAGUAUAAAUAUUUAAACGUCUUUUUUUGAUUUUUCUUAACAAAGUUUGUUGCAACUUACCUCUUUUUCUUGGUGGGGUGAAAAUCGAAUGGUUUUGCAAAUUUGAAAAUAACUGGAGAAACCAAUAAUUUUUCUGACUAAGUCAAUUUGAUGUCCCAUCAACUUUAAUACUUUUGAUGUGCAAGCGGUAUGAUUUUAUGCGGACGUUAAGUCUUUAGAAGCCAUUGAAGUUGAAAAGUGUUGCAUGACGCCCCAGUUGACGGUACCGUAUUCGCUUAGAAACUGCGCUUUAAUGAUCUCGGAAUGACACUAAAACUCGUAAAAGGAAGGUUAAAUAAAAUAGUUAUUUUCAUUUGGUUUCUAAUAUUUUUCAAAGAAUUUCAAUUGAGACGUUCGAAAUCUUUUAAAAUGAAAUAAUGAGAAAUGCGAUAUUCUGAGUGUUUGAAAUUCCAGAAAUUUUAUGGGAAGGCUAGAAAUGAGCUAUAAAUAGGGAUAGCGCGCCGUAAACGAGAGCAUUCAGUGAAUCAGAAGGCUUUCUCGUCUCAACUGAUUUUGAAAUGCCGACAUUUCUAAUCUCUAAUGUUUUUGUUUUGCUAGUUCUUGCAAAUGGUAAGUUUUGUUGGAAUUUCAGAGACGGAUUAUAGUCUCACAAACACAUUUGUUAUCUGCAGCUGGAGUCACUUUUUCAAAAACUUUCUUUAGUUUGGAUCCCCGAAUGAUCGUGGGAGGUUUCCCAAUUGAAAUCGCAAAGGUUCCGUAUCAGGUGUCGCUUCAAAUAGACGGAAGUCAUUUGUGUGGAGGAUCGAUCAUCUCAAGCAAAUGGAUUCUCACUGCAGCCCAUUGCACAAAACUCGGGUAUACCGAUAGAUUCUCUGUUCGAAUUGGAUCGACCAAACAUGCUGGUGGGGGUCAAGUGCUCAAGGUCGUAAAGGUGGUUUUCCAUCCCAGGUACAGCGGUAAUGACCCUGCCAUCUAUGACUUAAGUCUGGUAGAACUAGAACACGAACUUCAGUUCAACAGCUCGAUUAAAAAAAUCAAACUGGCUCGUGGAGAACCCAAGGCCGGAAGUAUGGGCCUGGUAUCCGGUUGGGGAGACACUCAUUCUCCAUGGGAAUCCAAUGCUAUUCUACGAGCAACCCACGUUCCGAUCGUCACUCGUGACGAUUGUAGCAAGGCUUACGGGGCGCGCAUUCCCGAGUCGAUGAUCUGUGCUGGAUUCCUUUGGCAAGGCGGUAAGGACUCGUGUCAGAACGAUAGCGGAGGCCCGUUAGUCAUUGAUGGUCAGCUGGUCGGAGUUGUGUCUUGGGGAGAAGGUUGUGCUCUAGCCGGAUAUCCUGGGGUGUACUCGAAUGUAGCAGCCGUGCUGGACUGGAUCAAUGAAACAAUAAAUGUGUAGGGACAACCAUAAUCUCGAAAUAAAAGUUUACCAGAGAACUUGAUUUAGGAUUAUAGCUGUACUCGUAUCACCACACUCUCAAAAAGUUUUGACCCAAGCGCGGUGUCGAUAUUCAUAAACCCUAUGAUACACACCUGGACCCUCUAGACUUCAGCAAGAACCAAUAAAAGAAAAGUCAAACCUCCCCCUUUAUAUCAAAGUGUCGACACAUCGCUUCUACAAAACUUACAAAAAAAAAAAUCAUUUAAAUAUCAUACAAUUUAUUACAAAAUAUUUUUCCGAAAAUUAUUUUUGAUCUCAACAUAAACUUCAAUCUAAGCAUUUGUGAUUUCGUUGAUCCAGUCGAGCACGGAUGCUACAUUCGAGUACACUCCAGGAUAUCCUGCUUCGGCACAUCCUCGACCCCAAGACACAACUCCGACCAGCUGACCAUCAAUGGCCAAAGGACCUCCGCUAUCA